GUUCUCCCCUCCUGGAAUCUUUUUGACUUUGAAUUUUCUUAUGCUCAUUGUGAUUAGGGGUUGAUUUCCUCUUUUCACAUGAAUCUUGUUGAUUUCCUCUGAAAUCUGCUUCAAUGGCGAGGGUUUGCGCAAAACGGGAUGGCCGAUUUCUUUCUCUUUUAUAUGUGUUCACCGUUAUCGCGUUUUGCGCAAGAAUCACGAUUUCCGCGAGAUCUGAUCAGGAAACCAGGGAAAGAUUUUACGGAACUUUAGUUAAUUCGACGGCGCCGGAGUCCGGCGACGCUAGCAUCGCCAAGAUGUUCGAUCGCGUUUUAGAGAAAGAAUUCUCAGAGAAUGAGUCCACGGAUGGUUCCACUCGAAGCAGUUUCAAUAACAGCGUGGCUGAUCAAGAGGCUGUACUGGAGACUGUUGCUAAAAUCACACAUGAGAAGGCUAAGAAUAAUGACACUCAAGUGACGACCGAAGAUGAUGAAACGCAAACGCUUAUAGACAAACAGGACAACGUGUUUGUAAUAUCAAACAAGAAAUCUAAAUAUCCAAUACUUCAAGUAGAUGUAAGGCUGAUUUCAGAUUUGGUGGUGAUCAUUGUUUCUGCUGCUAUUGGUGGAAUUAUCUGUUCCUGCUUGGGACAACCGGUCAUUGUUGGGUAUCUUCUUGCGGGUUCACUGGUUGGACCUGGUGGCUUGAAGUUCGUAAGUGAGAUGGUACAGGUUGAGACAUUUGCUCAGUUUGGGGUGGUGUUCCUUUUAUUUGCUUUAGGGCUGGAGUUUUCUAUGGCAAAGCUAAAAGCUGUGGGUCCUGUAGCUGUUCUUGGAGGUUUACUUCAAAUAGUUAUUCUUAUGUUUUUGUGUGGAGCAUUGGCCAUGUUAUGUGGAGCUGAGCUGUCAGAGGGUGUUUUCGUGGGUUGCUUCUUGUCAAUGUCAUCAACGGCAGUGGUAGUGAAAUUUUUGGUUGAGAAAAAUAGCAAUAAUGCCCUUCAUGGUCAAGUCACUAUUGGGACACUGAUUUUUCAGGAUUGUGCUGUUGGCUUGCUAUUUGCUUUGCUGCCAGUUCUGGGUGGCAACAGUGGGGCUUUGCAAGGGAUGGUCUCAAUGGGAAGAGUGCUGAUGACUUUGUCAACAUAUCUCUUUGCUGCAUCACUUUUGACAUGGUCAUUCAUGCCCCGAUUCCUCAAGCUGAUGGUGCGACUGUCAUCUGAAACGAAUGAACUUUACCAGCUAGCUGCGGUGGCCUUCUGCUUAUUAUCUGCUUGGUGCAGUGAUAAGUUGGGGCUAAGUCUUGAGUUGGGUUCUUUUGUGGCUGGUGUUAUGAUUUCUACUACAGAUUUUGCACAACAUACUUUAGAUCAGGUGGAGCCUAUUCGCAACUUAUUUGCUGCUCUUUUUCUAUCUAGCAUCGGAAUGCUCAUACAUGUACAUUUUUUGUGGACUCAUGUGGAUAUACUACUAGCAUCAGUUAUUUUGGUUAUAGUUGUUAAGACUACAGUUUCUGCACUCAUCACCAAGGCCUUUGGAUAUGGUGUUAAGACAUCAUUUCUUGUUGGAAUUAUGCUUGCUCAAAUCGGGGAGUUUGCUUUUGUUCUUUUAAGUCGUGCCUCAAAUCUUCAUCUCGUUGAGGGAAAGAUGUACCUUCUUCUUCUUGGAACGACGGCUCUCAGUCUGGUGACGACUCCUGUGCUUUUCAGAUUGAUACCUGCUGUGAUGCACCUGGGAGUUUUGAUGCAUUGGUUUCCCUCAGAGGCCACCACGCAGCCUGAGGAAAAAACGACUGUGAUUGAAGUGCAUAAUACGAAAAUGAUGGAACAACGAAACAGAGUUUUAUGAGUUGCAGCCCAGCCUACAAGAGUUGGGUAUUUGUUUCUUUGUGUUACAGCCAACCACCCAAUGGAAUGGAAUUGAUGAUACCUAUCGGGAGUUACUAGCUAUAUAUAUAU
Messenger RNA from Cynara cardunculus var. scolymus (artichoke), 1933 nucleotides. RefSeq names its product K(+) efflux antiporter 5. Gene Ontology annotation, cellular component: membrane. Bases 114 to 1823 code for a protein of 569 amino acids. Gene Ontology annotation, biological process: proton transmembrane transport; potassium ion transmembrane transport. Gene Ontology annotation, molecular function: potassium:proton antiporter activity. NCBI's taxonomy places the organism in Eukaryota, Viridiplantae, Streptophyta, Magnoliopsida, Asterales, Asteraceae. The record is from RefSeq and is a predicted model, not a curated record. The transcript is spliced from 20 exons.